AUGGAAGCAAAAGCAAUUAAGAAGAGAAACCCACAUGUAAACAAUAUCAUUCUUAAAGUAAUUGAAUGUCUCAGAUGUGCAAGCCGUCCAUUAUUACUCUCAGAAAUUGAACAAAUAAUAAAAAUCCCAAUCAGCGCAAAAGAAGAUCUCUUAGACAUCAUUAAAGAUACAAGGAAAAUUUGCUAUGACCCUGUCCAGGAGCGAUUUUCUCUGAACAAGCUUUAUCCAAUUAAUGAUCGUUUUUCUCUUUUGGAUUUCCUUAAAUCAGGCCCUCAUGGGAUUCCGGAAAACCAAGAUUUGUUUGAUUGCUAUCGUGGAAUUGAAAAAGACAUUGCGACAUUAAAAGAACAAGGUCUUAUCAGAACUAUAUAUAACACUGACAAAGAUAAAAAAUUCAAUGUUCUUUUUUAUAAAAACCCUGAUGAUACAGUAGAAAUUAACAGCAAGCCAAUCGACCAAUUUGUGAAAGACCUUUGGAAAAAAUUACCAAAAAGAGACCCUGUGGAAAGACUUAAAAUUAUUGACGGGUGCAAUAAGAGGAGAAAAUUAUAA
This is a messenger RNA of Blepharisma stoltei, 552 nucleotides long. Lineage: Eukaryota; Ciliophora; Heterotrichea; Heterotrichida; Blepharismidae. The record is from the annotation of a GenBank genome assembly.